This is a messenger RNA of Brachypodium distachyon (stiff brome), 770 nucleotides long. RefSeq lists its product as uncharacterized. NCBI's taxonomy places the organism in Eukaryota, Viridiplantae, Streptophyta, Magnoliopsida, Poales, Poaceae. The record is from RefSeq and is a predicted model, not a curated record. The coding region runs from base 147 to 455 and encodes 102 amino acids. The transcript has a single exon.
CAUUCCUUCCUCCCCUCUCCCAACCCAAAGCACACGCAACUGCGCGCAGCCGGAUCGAGCUCAAAUAGGAUCGCCAUCAUCGAUCAAAGCCGCCAGGGCUCCUUGUUGCCUUAUACAAAAAGACAGAGGAAUCAAGAUAAUUGAAGAUGUCCCGGUACGUGGAGAUGCUGGACAUGGGCGUGCGCAUCGCGGCGAGGUUCCACUCGCACUGCCCGCAGACGGCGCGCAUGUACUACAAGCCGCCCUCCACGUCCACGUCGGCGGGCGGCAAGGGCGCCGAGGCCGCGUCCACGGACCGGAAGGCCGCCUCCGCAGGCUUCGACUACGACGCCGCGGCGUCGGCGUCUGCUGGAUUCCGGCCCUUCGCCGGCGGCUCGGCAGGGUUCGGCGCCGGCGCCGCCCAGACGGGGUUCGGCUUCGACACCGCGCAGGUCGUCAUCUACGAGGUCGUAUGAGGACCUGAGGAUCGAGUCGAGGAUAAGUAAGAACGACGAGGAGUUCUCAGGAGAGAUUGUUUCUCCCCGACCCCGAGGAUAAUUUUUUUGCGGCCAAGGAAUUUGACCAUACUUGUGUACGAUACGAUGACCCCCAUUCAAUUCUUUAAUUCUUUUGUGUUCGUCCAUGGCGGAAUGGAUCAAGGAAAGGAUUUUUCUUUCUUAUACUACUUGGCUUUGUGCAUGGGUAUUACAAGCAUUCAUGUGUCCGUCUGGUUGAUUGUCAAAUCUGUCACCGCCGAAUCUAGGAAGGCUUGUACGAUGAUCGGCGGAGAA